UGUCGGAGAUCGUUCGCCGUCCGGGUGCGUCACGGAUUAACUGCAGCGAUGGAUUUCAACUUCGCGGAGAGGUGACGGAUUCAAGCUGUGCUGCAGUAGCAGCGGCGCAGCCACUCGGAGUCUAACUCUCGGUUUUUUUGUUUUUUGUUUUUUGUUCUUUUUGUUUUGCAGAGCCCGCCUGGCUAUGACCAACGGCACCAUCCGUCAUCGUACUCCGCAAUGCGACGUUGAGCUCUUUCUUCAAACUCAAAUGCUUGACGGAAGAGAAGAUCUGACAAUGCCUCCGAGCCCCGCUUCAUUCGUGUUUUCAUCCCCGCGUACGACUCCCUCUGCCAUUACUGCUCUCCCUCCCCUGGCCACCGUUCUCAUGACCCUUGCAUUUGGAGCCGUGCCGGCCCAUUGAAUGUGCUGCGAAGGAUUUAUUGCCACCCUUGGCGAGGGUCGCGCAGUGGGGACUGAGUGCCCGGAUUGGAGCUCACGCGGCGGUUGUUCUCUUGAACAUUGGUUAAAUAAGAUGUGCUAGAAUACUCUUCAGUUCGUUGUGAGUUUCGGAGUGUGUCAAGAAUCUUGAUCCGAGAGCCGUACUCGAGGAUUUCGGUAUGCUGGCCUACUAUAUAUUUUGGAGCUGUAUUGGCUAUUGACUCGUGGAGUGUUGAAUUCGGCCUCUGCUGUAUGCAAUCAUCUCCCUUUUGUUUUCGAAGAUCGUUGUGGUUAGCUUUGGUUUGUUUGGGUAGUACUGAGUUAUAGAGGGUAGGAUAGAGCUGAAGGCCGUCGAAGGCAACUUGGAAUUCUAAUUAAUUGUAGCGACAUGGUGGGGUCACGGAUCGCCUGGUGCUGCGUGAGUAUGGGAAUGUUGCUCUUGAUGGGGGCUUCACAAUUUGUGAGUGGACUCGGGGUGAAUUGGGGCACUAUGUCUGUCAACCCAAUGCCUCCUGGAUAUGUGGUGAAGAUGCUGCAAGCGAAUGGCAUAAAAAAGGUGAAGCUCUUUGAUGCUGAUCACGAUGUAGUGAAAUCGAUGGCGGGAACCGACAUUGAAGUUAUGGUGGCCGCACCGAAUGACUUGCUCUUCAAGCUUGCCACUUUGAAAGGGGCAGCUGACGCAUGGGUGAAACAAAAUGUGACGCGUUUCAAUUUCAAAGGCGGGGUUAACAUCAGAUGGGUUGCAGUAGGGAACGAGCCAUUCCUCACUGCAUACGAAGGCCAAUACUUAAACACAACAUUACCAGCUCUUAAAAAUGUAGUCGAUGCUUUAGCGAAGGCAGGUCACGCAAACACGGUGAGGGCUAUCAUCCCGUUCAAUGCCGAUAUUCUGGAUGGUGCUCCAUUGCCAUCAGCAACCCGAUUCAAGGCAGAGUACCUGGACCAAAUUCUCCCGAUGUUGCAGAUUUUUAACAGUACAAACUCUCCAUUCAGCGUCAAUCUGUACCCAUUCAUUAGCAAGUACCAAAAUCCUAGUUUUCCCUUAGACUACGCCUUCUUCGGAGGAACUACUUCCCCUCUUAUAGAUGGCUCAAAUACGUACACCAAUGCCCUUGAUGCGAGUGUGGAUGCGUUGAUAGCUGCCCUUGGAGCAGCAGGGUACCCAAAUAUGCCUGUUGUACUCGGCGAAAUCGGCUGGCCUACUGAUGGAAACGAAUAUGCUACCAGAGAGUUGGCUGGGACCUACAAUCAACAGCUGAUUAACCACUUGCAAAGUAAUAAGGGUACCCCCAUGCGGCCCAACACGUUCACUGAAUUUUACAUGUUCGGAUGGCUAGAUGAGAAUAUCAAGAGCAUCCUUCCUGGAGCAUUCGAGCGCCACUGGGGGAUGUUUUUCUACGAUGGAGUUGCCAAAUACGAACUUAAUCUUGCAGGUGGCACAGACGCUCCUGCACAAACGUUAAAGAAUGCUGAGUACCCACCCUACAUGAGUGCUCAAUACUGCGUGUUAAACACAUAUGCUGACAGGACCAAUCUCAGUGAGAACGUAGCUUUUGCAUGCUCUCGUGCAGAUUGUACACCUUUGUUUCCUGGCUCCUCCUGCGCAGGCUUGUCGCUCGAGCAGAAUGCGUCCUACUCUUUCAACGCAUAUUUCCAGUUUCAAAACCAAGAUCCUGCUGCAUGCAAUUUCCAAGGUCUGGCCAGUAUUACAACCGUGGACCCUUCUGCAGGAAACUGUCGUUUUAUCAUUGGACUCGUCAAAUCGAAACCGUCCACAUCAAGAUCAGAUGCUGGAAGUGCCUUCAGACCAAAGAAUUACAAUAAUGGUAUAAUUGUGGCAAUCUCUGCCCUCUUUUUGAGUAAUCUGUUUUGUUUUAGUUAGGAUCUACACUACAGUAGUGUUCAAAUUUGUACAUUGGUAGGCACAGAGCUUGAUUCCUCUCAAUGGGUCUGCGGCCUUUCUGGUCGCAACAAGUGAAAGGCAAGUUCAACGCAGAGGAGAUAAAUGAUUAUACCCAUUUUUUGUAGCAGUAGUUUAUUUCAGGUUUUGGCACAUUCAGAUAAGUAUCAGCUUGCAUCAAGCGCGCCUUUUGUCGAAGGCACACUGUCAUGUCCCUCCCGAGCAUGCCGAGAGGGAUAAAGACUGGUCCAGGGCGAGACUUACAUAGGACUUGACCACGGACCUCUCAUAUUCCACAAGCAACAGCUGAUAUGUCAAUCUCUUGUGACAGAAAGUGGGUUUGUGACUAAUUUUGUGAAGAAACUCGAUUCAAACGUCUUUUGUUGCAUC
Molecule: messenger RNA, 2710 nt
Organism: Physcomitrium patens
Lineage: Eukaryota; Viridiplantae; Streptophyta; Bryopsida; Funariales; Funariaceae
Product: glucan endo-1,3-beta-glucosidase 8
Biological process (GO): carbohydrate metabolic process
Molecular function (GO): hydrolase activity, hydrolyzing O-glycosyl compounds
Source: RefSeq, a predicted model, not a curated record